UUAAUCGGAGAAAACCAGUCUUGUUCACUUCCGACUAGUCAGACUCUUCAGCUCGCAUUCUUUCCUCUCUCCUACUUUGGACAUGGAAAAGGCAAACCCUAGCGGAGAGAAACCCGACGGACUGGAAAUAAUCUCCAUUGGAGCUGUGUACAGAGGAACUUGGGACAAGAAGUACUGGAGCAGCUCUAGGGGUAAAGAUCGAUAUCCUUAUCCAGUUGGGUAUCAUGCUGUUCGCACUCACAUUGGGAGCAUAUACAGGAUAGAAAUUCAUGAAGGUCUUAAAGGGCCACUGUUUGUGAUUACUUCUACAGAUGGACAGUCAUGUUCAGGUCAGACUCCAGAUAUUGCUUGGGAUUGCUUUCAGAAGAAAAGUGGUCCUCGGGUAAAGAUGUGGCAUGGGAAGAGAUCUUCUUGCAAGAUAGAUGGGGUGGAGCUUUUUGGGUUCAGAAAUCCGUUUGUCCAACGACUUCUUCGGGAGCUUGUGGCCAAUAUAAAUGGGACAGCAGAACAGAGUUUGCUAUCCCCCAGUUUCUUCAAUGGUGCUUCUGCACUAGAAAAGGAAACACGGUUUCCGGAUUCUUGUCAAUGUCCACUUUCGUACUUGGAAAAGCCACAUAUUACUGGGAAGCGAAGUAGAAAACACAAAAUGACUACCAUAAAUGCUAGUGAUGCUAGAGUUAAAAGAUUCCGGCCUCAACGUUUUUCAAAUGGUUCUGAGGCUGCAUCUACUAAACAUGAGAUUCAAAGGCUUCAUCAUGAUGAGAAAUGUAAUUGUACUUCACAUGUAGACCAUGAAAGAUGUAUAGAUCAAGGAACUUUGCCUGCGUCAAAGGACCUGCCCACUACAACUGAGAUGGGAAAUGGACCAACCUCUGUCGAAGAUGGUUCACCCUUUGAAUCUGCUCAGUCUUUCGACAAUUGUAGAGAGGAAACUGACUUUCCCCAGGAUACAAGGAUGGUUGUUGGGCUUAAAAACAACGAGCUUUUGAAGCAAGAGAGACUUGGAUGUCACUCAACCAUGGAAGUCAGCGAUGGAGAAAUCCUGAUUGUCACAGAGUCAAAGGUUGUCAAUGAUUCAGAUCUAUGUGCUCCUGACACCUUGGAUCUUCAGCAAGAUAAUAUUACUGAUUCUUUGCCAGAGGAAAGUCCUUGCACUGUCAGAAAUGAGGUAAUUGCAGCUACAAGGGAAUUACAUUCAGCAAAAGACAUGGACACAUCUAGUUUAAAUAUAAGUUCUCAGAAGAGUGACUACGAUUCGGUUGGGCAGGAAUUAACCAAAUCAAUGAUGACAGUUCUGCUCCCACGAGCACUUCCUCUACUUAAGAAGAUCCCAAUGGGAAAAAGGAGUCCUAUUCAAAGUUCAAAAAUUUUUGACACUAAAUGCGACCCUCCUGUGAGUUUAGUUGGCUUGAAGAUUCAGGAGGAAAGUAAUGGGUUCUGCCAUUUUCGCAAUGAAGCAUCUCCAAGUAAACUUGUUCCCCAAAUGCCUAGUAUCCCAAGUUCUGAAGAUUUAAAGUCUGUCAUACCAGACAGUUUUGAGGAUGAACAAUGUUGGAAUCAUGCAAGUAACCAGGGACAUAUUUUUUUUGAUAUAGCUAAUAAAGCACCUAAUCUUAAAGAUGUAUGCAAUCAUGAUGCUUUGGGACUGCUUGAAAGUGCUGAUAGGAGACAGGAGCUUCUAGUUUGUCGUAUUAGAACCAGUGACAAGGAGGAGCUUGAACAUGUUGAUGGUGGGAAAGAGUCUUUACAUGUUGGAACCGAUGGGAACAAGGAAUCCUGCUUUGAUGAAUUACUAACAACUCCCAAUGAAAGGCUGGAGAAGGGAGAAACUCUCACUGAUUGUUUAGGUUGCUUGUCUCCCAACAAACAGAUAUUUCUUGAAGAGUCAUAUAAUGCUUGCAAAAAUUGGGAUAAGAGUUCAUUACCUGUUGAAAUUGAUUCUAGAGUGGAUGAUUUUGCACAUAAAGACCUCGAGCUUGUACCUAACCAUACAGAAGGUGCCUCUGUCUUGCUGCCAAACUUUACUGUGAACAAUCAUCCUUCAUCUUCUCAUGCUGAAAGUAUGUUCAAUGCCGAAGUAUCCAAUUCAUGUAGAGCUGAUGAACCACCAAAUAACUCUACCUUCCAAGGCAAAGAGAGUGCACAUAGACCUGAAUUGGCUGUUUUUUCUUCAAAAACCGCAAAUCUUGAAAAGGCGUCCCAGCCUCCUUUUUCUCCCAAUAAUUUGGAAAUUAUGACUAGUGAAAUAUCUAAACCAAAACUUAUUCAAUACUAUCGAAAGCAUGGUUCUCCUCUGACGUAUCAAAGAACUGAUUUACAUUCAGAUCACAGUGCAGAAGACGCAAACUUAACUGGGGCAAUGAGUUCCGCUUGUAUUUUACAGGAGGAGGUUGACAUUAAAAGGGGAAUUACCAGAACAGGCAAUGACUCCACCUUUGUUCAGAAAGCAGGUGAAGAACAUUCAAUUAGGAAAUAUAAUGGACCUCUUUCUGAAAGUAUAAUUUGUAGGAAUGUUGGAGAUGUAUGCAUUCCUGUGACAAGUUCUGCCAAAGAUGCUUUGCUUGAUACAGGAAUUGGUGAAACUGGUGACUCAAAUAACUGCUUAAUGAGAGAUGUUUUGCUUGCACAUGAAGCCAAGCUCAAUGGACAACAUCGCGAUCCUCACAUUGUGGAAGCUAACCUCAAACCCAAGGACUUAUUCUUUGAUAUUGCUCCUUCUGUAUCUCAAAUUGAAAAAGUGUUUGACCAUGCCACGGAAUGCACCAUUGCAUCUGGCCGUGAUCCUUAUGGUUCCCAUGUGAAAAAUCAUCAAGGUGAUGCUUCCAAUGAGGUGGUCGAGCCACAUAACCUUAUGGGGUGCAGUAAUAUGGUAUCAUUGUUCCAGAAAAAGGAUGAGAAGUUCUUUGGUUGUGGCGAACAUAAUUCUAAGAAAGGCUUUGUUACGCUUGUUGGAUGCUAUGUUCAUCCAAGCCCAGUUCUCUCUGUACUUUAUAGUAACAAAGGAGAUGAUAUCAAUAUUUGUGUUUUAUGCGGUCAUUUGGGGGAUAAUGUUAGAACCAUUUUUAUUUACAAGGUUCCAAUUAAAGAGCCAAUUAGAGGAUACCCUUCUUUUCUUGCUUACUCAUCGAUCAUGCUGCCAAUUUCGAAAGAUUCAUUUGGAAGAAAAAUCGCACUUGAGAGAUAUGGGUUCCAAUUUACUCCGGAUGGGCAGUGUCUUGUUUUCCUGGACACUAUCAAGGCACCUUGUUGCAGGGAGCAAAGUAUUCAUUGUUUGUGUUCUGCAUGCACCUCACAAUCAUUUGAGGAGAAUGCUGUAAAGGUUGUGGCCGUGAAACUUGGUUAUGUUUCAGUCAUUGUCAAGUUAAAAGCUGUUGAAAGCAUUCGGUGUAUACUAGUUUGUGGAAACAGUCAUCUUGUUUCUGUUGAAGAGAGUGGGAGACUGCAUGUUUGGGUCAUGAAUUCCGAAUGGAGUGAGCAGGUGGAAGAAUUCAGUUUACAAAGUUUUGAUUCUAAAUCUCCCGAUGUAAUGGAAUUGAAAAGAAUCUCAAAGUGUGGCUCUCUAAUUGUUGGUCAUAAUGGUUUUGGAGAAUUUGGUUUGUGGGAUAUAUCCAAACGCACUCUCCUAUCAAGGUUUUCUGCUCCAAGCAGUUCAAUUUUUCAGUUCAUUCCAGUUGGUUUCUUCAACUGGAAACAAAGAGGCUUUGGCGCCAGUAGUACUGACAUGGAGGAGCAAGUCAGAGAGAUUAUGGCUGCUAUGGAGGUUUUGUUUUCAGGGGCAAGGGAAGACCAUGUCUCUCUUCCACUGAAUGGAGAAGAUAUAGCCAUCUGGCUUAUUGUCUUGACUGAUUCUAAUCUUGUGGUUCAACAUGAUGAUAGAUCAAACGGCUGCCAGACAAGUCCAGGUGGAUGUUGGAGGCUAGCUUUGUUGAUGAAUAACAUUGUGAUCUUUGGAAACCCAUUGGAUCCAAGAGCUUCUGCCGCUGAUGCAUUAUUUGGUCAUGGGAUCAUUGGCACACGUGAUGGGCUUGUGUACAUGUGGGAAUUGUCUACAGGAGCAAAGCUGUCUGAUCUGCAUCAUGUCAAAGGUGGUGUAUCACUUAUUGCAGCUGAUUCUGGGUCAGGUGUGUUUGCAGUAGCUGGUGAUGAAUGUCAGCUGCUGGUUUAUCUACACACCUAAAUGAGUUUUUGGGAGUAAAGAGCUAAAUAAGCCAAGUUGCUCCACUUCAAUCUCCCAAUAGCUUGAUCACUUACAAUGUGUCAUUUGGCUGAAAUGGAAGACACAAUGUUACGGAUCAAUGAGGGGAAGAAAAUAGAACACAGAAUCUAAUAGUUGAUGCAUUGAACACAGUACUUGUAAUCUUUUUGGUCAAGUAAUA
Molecule: messenger RNA, 4376 nt
Organism: Telopea speciosissima
Lineage: Eukaryota; Viridiplantae; Streptophyta; Magnoliopsida; Proteales; Proteaceae
Exons: 13
Coding region: 83-4177 (1364 amino acids)
Biological process (GO): regulation of cell cycle
Cellular component (GO): nucleus
Molecular function (GO): protein binding
Source: RefSeq, a predicted model, not a curated record